Molecule: messenger RNA, 1491 nt
Organism: Fusarium coffeatum
Lineage: Eukaryota; Fungi; Ascomycota; Sordariomycetes; Hypocreales; Nectriaceae
Exons: 3
Coding region: 1-1491 (496 amino acids)
Biological process (GO): transmembrane transport
Cellular component (GO): plasma membrane
Molecular function (GO): transmembrane transporter activity
Source: RefSeq, a predicted model, not a curated record
AUGGCUCUCAACUCAAGGGAGAAGGAGAGCGGCAAUGAGUCGCCUGUGUCCUACGAUGACCCUGAGCGCUCCAACGGCGUUGUCGCAGACGAUGUCCAGCUGGUUUGUCCGUCCAGUACGACUGAUACCAAGCUCAUGGCCAGGAUUGAUUUCCAUGUCAUUCCUUUUCUGUGUAUCAUGUACUUGCUCGCCUUUUUAGACCGUGUCAAUAUUGCCAAUGCCGACGUCUUUGGUCUUUCCGAAGAGCUCGGUCUCGAAAAGACUGAAUACAAUACCGCCCUCGUCGUCUUCUUCGUGCCAUACAUUCUCUUCGAGAUCCCCUCCAACAUUCUCCUCAAGCGUUUCCAGCCCCAUGUCUGGCUGAGUCUCAACAUGUUUCUCUUCGGCCUCACCACGCUCCUUCAAGGCCUGGUUCAGAACUAUAGCGGCUUGAUCGCCACUCGUUUCUUCUUGGGUCUUUUUGAGACGGGCAUGUUCCCUGGUGCCUUCUACCUCAUCGGCAUGUGGUACCGCCGACACGAAGCCCAGCGCCGUUACUCCUUCUUCUUCAACAGCACGACUCUCGCCGGCGCAUUUGGUGGUCUUCUCGCGGCUGCCAUUGGCAAGAUGAGUGGUCUUCGCGGCUACGCUGGUUGGCGCUGGAUCUUCAUCAUUGAGGGUGGUCUCACCGUUCUCGUCAGCUUCUUCUUCUACUUCCUGCUGCCCGGUUUCCCCGAGCAGGCCAAGUGGCUUACUCCUGAAGAGAAGGAGUACGUCACUGCCAGACUGCAAGUCGAUCAGGGCCACGCCGGCGCCGAGCGCAAGACGACUUUCUCCGACGCCCUCAACGUGCUCAAGGACUACAAGAUCAUCAUUGGCGGCUUCAUGUACUUUGGUCUCAUUGUGCCUGCUUACGGAUAUGCUUACUUCGCGCCUGGUAUUAUCAAGACCUACGGAUACAGCCCUAUCCAGACCCAGCUUUACAGCGUUCCUCCAUGGGCUGCUGCUUUCGCGUUCUCGCUCUGCGUCGCCUUUGCAUCAGACAAGCUUCGCCACAGAGCGUCCUUUGCCAUCUUCGCUAUUCUUGUCGCCAUUGCUGGUUUCGCUACUCUCAUCUGCGUCCACGAUAACCACAAAGUUCAAUAUGGUGCUCUGUUCCUCGUAACGAUGGGCGCAUACACUGCUAUGCCCAUUAUCGUGUGCUGGUUCAACAUGAACCUCGGAGGCCACAGACGACGAAGCAUCGGUAGCGCAUGGCAGGUUGGCUUUGGAAAUAUCGGUGGUAUCAUCGCCGUGUAUUCUUUCUUGCAAAAGGAUGCGCCCAAGUUCAUCCGUGGCUACUCCAUCUGUAUUGCCUUUACGAUUCUGUCUAUUAUCGCGUGUAUCUCAUACGGCGCUGUGUGCUUGUAUGAGAACACAAAGAGGGCUGCGAACCCCCCUGAGCGGGAGCUCACUAAUGACGAGAAGGCCGAGCUGGGCGAUAAUGCGCCUACGUACAGAUAUCUGUUGUAA